Prunus armeniaca (apricot) is the source of this 810-nucleotide messenger RNA. The record is from the annotation of a GenBank genome assembly. NCBI's taxonomy places the organism in Eukaryota, Viridiplantae, Streptophyta, Magnoliopsida, Rosales, Rosaceae.
AUGUAUGUCAGCAUUUUCUCUCUCCUAUUUCUCUAUCGCUUGCGACAACUUUGCUUCUCUUUCACGUGUGAACCGUGGCACCGCCACUUCCUGUCGAUUUUCGAUCGCCGUCUGCACCAAUCAAAGGAUGGAGGUCGAACUGGAAGGUUUGCUCAUCUACCCAACCAUGAUGAUCCAACUAUUAAGUCACGACCAGUCAAGCGUGGAGUUGAUUCGUCGUUGCUGACUCCUUUGGAGGUGAGGAUGGCGGCGGCCAAGAAGGAGAGAGAGUCAUCUACAACGUUAGCGGUUAAUCCCAAGGUGGACAAGUCCGGCCCUACAGGGGAUGCAGGUGUGUCUGAUCUGGUUGAUCAAAUCUGUCAGGCUGGCGAUCUUGGUACUUUCUCAAGUCUUUCCUUGGAAAAACAAAGGGAAGCGACCUUUCAUUCAGCACUUACCCGUUAUGAGAGGAAGAAGUCUGAUUUAAGGGCGAUGAUAUCUGAGCUGAAAAGUUUCUUUGCUGAGAAGGAUUCCAAUUUUAGCUCUUCUACUGCUGACUUGGCUGGUCGAAAAGAUGCUUACUUUCGUCUUGAGCACAAGAAUGCCAACAUCUCUCUCAGUUAUGACAAGCUUUUGGCUAGUGUGGCCCUUUUGGCCUAUGUCGAAGACGUGUCGAUGAGUGUGGCCCUUUUGGCCUACGUCCAGAGAUGUGUUGGUGAGUGUGGCUCAUUUGGCCUACAUCCGAAGACGUGUCAGCGAGAGUGGCCCGUUUGGCCUACAUCCAGAGACGUGUCGGUGAGAGUGGGCCGUUGUCCGGAGACGUGUCGAUGA